Myotis brandtii (Brandt's bat) is the source of this 2140-nucleotide messenger RNA. RefSeq names its product yippee-like 4 (gene YPEL4). The coding region runs from base 900 to 1283 and encodes 127 amino acids. The transcript has 5 exons. The record is from RefSeq and is a predicted model, not a curated record. NCBI's taxonomy places the organism in Eukaryota, Metazoa, Chordata, Mammalia, Chiroptera, Vespertilionidae.
AGCCUCUGCUUUGCUUGAUGGGGAAGCAGGGGAGAGAGAGGGUGGGAGGCGUGACGGAGGCCCGGGGAAGGAGGCUGAGCAGGGACCUGGCCAGCCCCCUCCUGGGCCCUUGAAGGUGCACUAGGUGGAGCGGCAGAGGGCCACCGCAGGCAGAGUUGGAGGCAGACCUGUGAAGUGGAUGCUGACCAGUUUGUGCUGGUGAGGAGAGCCUGUUUCUGCGACCUGAGCCCAAUGUCACCCUGGGUGUCUCCCCGGGGCCCAGCCACGGGGACAGGACGUGGAACAGAAGAUGGUCUCUGUCCGGGGUUUUAUGGAGAGACUGCCGGCCCCAAGAAGGACUGGAGCAGCUGGGCCCUCGCAGCCACUGCAGAGGGCAGGAUGACAGCCUGUUUGCCCUGGCUACCCGGAGCCCCGCUGCCUCUGCCCUGCCUCAGGGCCUGCCGUUGCCAGAGAGCACCCAGCUGGCACCUCUGAAGCAGACUUGGGCUAAACCACCCGCCAUGGCCCUGAAGGCCCCAUGAAGGAGAAGGCAGCACCUCACCUGCUUAUCAAAGCCACCAGAGGCCACCUCCCUGCUUAUCCUCUGCCUCCAGCUCCCUCAGCCACACAGGGGCUGGCGUUUGGACAGAUGUCAACAUCUUCCUCAAGACUCCUAAUCAGAACCCGGCAGAUAUAUCUUCUGUCACCCACAGGGGCACUGCCUCCAGCAGAAGGUGACUUCUAUUCCUACCUGGUUCACAUCUGGGGGGGGGCCCUGGCCGGGCAGCCCCCCCACAUUUCUCCUGCCCUGAAACACGGCUCUAGCCAACCUGCUCCGCUGCUUCACCUGCGACCGCCUGUGUGGGGGCUGCACAGCGCCGGCCCCACCGGCCCGCCAGGGCAUCGUCCUCCAGCCCGUCAUGCCCAGCUGUGACCCUGGCCCGGGCCCUGCCUGCCUCCCCACCAAGACCUUCCGUAGCUACCUGCCCCGUUGCCACCGCACCUACAGCUGCAUCCACUGCCGAGCACACCUGGCCAAACACGAUGAGCUUAUUUCCAAGUCCUUCCAAGGGAGCCACGGCCGAGCCUACCUGUUUAACUCCGUGGUCAACGUGGGUUGUGGGCCGGCAGAACAGCGCCUUCUGCUCACCGGGCUCCACUCGGUAGCUGAUAUUUUCUGUGAGAGCUGCAAAACCACACUGGGCUGGAAAUAUGAGCAAGCCUUUGAGACGAGCCAGAAGUACAAGGAGGGAAAGUACAUCAUUGAAAUGUCACACAUGGUGAAGGACAACGGCUGGGACUGAGGGGCUCAGGCAGGCAGUGCCCUUCCUCCGCAUGCCCCACCCUCCCAUACCUGUCUCCUGGCCCUGACAAGCGGUCUGUACCAGCAUGAGUACUGCUCCACCCCUGGGGGGAUCCCGGCUCCCACCAACCCCUCCCGCCUCCACCUCAUCACUCCCAGGCCUCUUUGGAACAGGGGUCUGGGGUACUCCAGGGGUGUCCAAGGCUCAGGAGUGGGCAGCAGUCAGGAGAGAGGCAAAACUUGGGAAAGGGGUGGUUGUGGAUCCUCCUAGCCCCAAGGUCCUAUAAAUGGAGGAGAUGGCAGGCCGUGCGUUAGGCAGAGGCCAGUAGGAGGAAUCUGCAAAAAGCUCCACCUUUUCGAGUAAACAGAGGACAAAGCUUGAGUCAGGGGCUGGUAUAUCCUGGGCCACUGAAUAUCAGAGAAAAAGCUUGGGUUGGGGUGAAGUUUGGGCCUCAUACACAGGGAGAAAGCAGUCUCUGAGGGUGAAAGGAAAAAAUCUCAAAUCCCAGGCCCUGGGAAAUAAAGGGAUCACAAGGGUUUCCAUUUCACUCCACUUGUUUAUCUUGGCACUAAAGAGGCACUUUCCAGUAUCUAACCUUUGCCACUUAGUGGGAUGGGGAGAGCUGCCUCGGGAGCAGCCCCCACCCCCAGCUGGCUGUUUCCGGAGUGAGCGGUCUCUAGGGGCAUUCCCUGAGGCCCAGCUACUGCUCCCUGGGACGCAGUCCCAGGGAGGGGAGGCGGGAAAUCAGUGCUACGGGGCCAGGCUUUCUCGUGGCUGCCACCAGCGAAUGAAACUUUUGUAUGAUACAUAAAGUGUUUGGGUUUAUUUUUAAUAAAAAGAGGAAAAGCAGCUAUGAA